Molecule: messenger RNA, 1954 nt
Organism: Asterias rubens (European starfish)
Lineage: Eukaryota; Metazoa; Echinodermata; Asteroidea; Forcipulatida; Asteriidae
Exons: 1
Coding region: 481-1860 (459 amino acids)
Source: RefSeq, a predicted model, not a curated record
UCAGGACUACACAAACUUGAAAGCAUGAGCAAACGCAUCAGUUACAUGUAAACCACCAACUUACAGCAACAAGCCAGAUCUAAUCAGUGUUGAUCAUCAGGAUUGAAUAUCACAUGGGACAACAUCUCACACAUCAUAAAUACCACACCAGGGUUUCUGAGUUGUGUGUGUUUAAUGGAUGUACAGAGAUACCGUGAACAAAGACUAUACACCUUUAGCAGGAGAAGUGGAACAAUUUGUACACAUGUUUGUUUUAACACUAUAAUCAUCAUCCAGUACUCAGGAUUACAAAAGUUAUUGUUGUAUGAAAACAAUAAAACACAUGAGGGGUUGUGUUCAAGAACAGCCCAAGCAUCUCUCUCAUCCAGCCAGAUGCUAAUUACAGAUUUCCUCAACAACCUAUCUUCAUAAUCUGAUCAACGCACUGCAUCAGGAUUGAGGUGUAAAUUUUUGCAAGAGUUGAAAAUUCACCCUGACAAAAUGGAUCAGUCCAUGGACAGUGGCGAACUGGGGUCUGGGUCCCUGACUUCCUCAAGCCCGCCAUUAAGUACGCCCUCCCAACAACUGGACAGACUGAGACCUGUCGCUGACUACAGUGCAUCUUUACUCCACUUGGACGAUACUACACCCCACGAUAACAACAAUGUUGGUAUUAAAACUAAACGAUCAUCUAGUCUUGGUCUCAAAAGUUCAUCGGACUAUCAGUUACACAUUGAAUCUAAACCAAGGAGAGCAUCACAACAAGACUUUGAAAACAAUGUGAUGCCUUUAUCUGGUAGUCAAAGCUUAAUCAACUUUGAUACAGGCAACAUCUUGAAGUCAUCGUACAACCUGACAACAUCACAAUCUCAAGGUCUUCCCACAGGAAGGCAUCUCGAAGGACUUUCUGACCUGAAUCCUGAAUUCAAUGGAAACGAUGGAACCACAGACCCCAACAACAAUGAAACUACAAGUGAGUGGCAAUAUCUUGCAACACAGAGAAAACCACCCAGUCUGCAUCCCAUUCCAAGAAAAAGCCCUUAUCCGCCGUGGCGGUUCAGUCAAUCCAGACAGCCUCCAGAGACAGCGCUAGACAUUGCAUUCAGGACAAUGCUCGACUAUAAACAACCCAUGACCCUACACAGACCCUCGAAAGCAGACCGUCGGAUGGUACACUACGACUACCUACCCAGUAUUAAAGUCAUCUCCAGCAAGGAUCAACAACGACGCAAUGAGAAUCGCAAUGAGCUCAAGCAACAACUGCAGCUUGCAGAGGAGCGUAAGCGACGAGAGAUCCUGGAAAUGGAGUCUGACUUCUUCCAAGAAGACGACAGAGAUGACCCCCUGCAGAAGAACAUCUUCCUCCCAUCUGGAGAAGAGUAUGAAUUCUCUGAGGGUGGACUUCCAGCUGCUACUCUUCCUGUACCAUCCCAAAGAAAAGAAAGAUCUUCAAGUCGCCAAUCGUCUCUGAACGGUUCUUAUGAUGGGCGGAGACAGAGUAACGCUUCCCAUGAAAGUCGAAGGCCGAGCUUCGCAUCCCAUGAUGGUCGAAGGCCGAGUGAUGUUUCAAUCGAUAGCAGGCGGCCUAGUAAUGUAUCCCUUAAUGUCAAUGGAGCUUCGUAUUCAGGUAACUCCACCCUAGGAUCUAAGCGUCGACACUCUGUGAAUACCAUGGUCAGGAGAGAGAAACUAUUUACGGUGGUGAGCCACUGGCCAGGUCUGCAGAAGCCAUCAACCUUCUUCCAGACGCCUCUUGAUGAGCCCCCAAAUGAAUUUGAUUCUCCUUUCGAGGAGCCAAGACCACCAAGUGCUCAGAGCAAAAGAUCUCUGCCAAACAGUAAAACCAUGCAAAAGAGAACAAAAUCUAAAGGACUCCCAUAAGCAUAGUCUUCUGACUGAUAGAAGACAACGUUUAAAGGCACUGUAUGGACACCUUUGGUAAUUGUCAAAGACCUGUAUUCUCACUUGGUGUAUC